This is a messenger RNA of Phyllotreta striolata, 2384 nucleotides long. NCBI's taxonomy places the organism in Eukaryota, Metazoa, Arthropoda, Insecta, Coleoptera, Chrysomelidae. The record is from the annotation of a GenBank genome assembly.
GCCGCGGCCACCACGCAACACCAACCGAUCUCGCUUGCGUUGCCGCGCCGAUUCGAAUUCAAAUCGCAAUCGACCACCACCAUGCCGAAUUGACCGCUUCGUCGGCGAAUAUUCCUUUCGAAAUCGAAGAUUUUACCGGGCAACGCGAUGGGCGAGCCGGGCCCGCAGGGCGACCAGAACGUCGAGUACCACUUGAUCCAGAUUUUCGAGAAAUUGGAAUCGAUGCGAUCGGAGGCGGCGAGGCCUUCGGACGGUUUCAAAAUGCCGCUGCAAGUGGAAAUCCGCACCAUCGAGUUUUGGCGGUCGGUGAUUUCGGAGUGCUUGUCUUCGUUUAUAUAUGUUUUCGUUGUUUGCGGGGCCGCCGCCGGCGCUCCGGGGGCGCCUUUCUCCUCGGUACCGCUGCCCACGGCCUUGGCUUCGGGAUUCGCGAUGACGUCGCUCACACAGUGCUUCGGACACAUUUCUGGCGCUCAUGUAAAUCCCGCCGUGUCCUUGGCGAUGGGGCUGAUCAAGAGGAUAUCCAUCCUGCGAGCUGUCAUGUUCGUCCUGGCCCAAUGCGGGGGAGGCAUAGCGGGGGCGGCGUUUUUGUACGGAGUAACAGUCCCGAACUACCAAGGCAACAUGUCCGCCGUGCUAGGCCACUCGUUCAACAUUUCCCCUUGGGAAAAAUUCGGAAUCGAAUUCAUGCUGACCUUCAUAGUAGUCUUCUCCUAUUUCAUCUCGAUGGACACCUACAGAAAAUGGACAGGCACCAGCUCGCUCACCAUCGGAGCCACCUACUCCGCCUGCUCAUUCGUUUCCAUGCCCUACUUAAACCCGGCCAGAUCGCUCGGACCAGCCUUCGUACUCAACAAAUGGGAGAACCACUGGGUGUACUGGCUGGGCCCGAUGUCCGGCGGCGCCGCCGCCGCCCUCGUCUACGAGUACGUCUUCAACCCGAGGCGCCAACGGCGAGUAAAAGAAUCCCAAGACGACGAGUCGUCGAGCAUGAGAUCCGACGACAUCGAAACCUUCGAGGACAUCGACAAACCGGCGCCCGUCAAGUUCCACGGCUCCAACUACAACACCUACCGAUCCACCGCGGGCGCCUCCAACUACUGCGCCAGCCUCUACUCGGCGCCGCCGACGAAACUCGAACGCGGCGAGUCGAUCUACGGCGGCACCAAAUCGUUGUAUUGCAACUCGCCGCCGCUGACGCGCGCCAACCUCAACAGAUCCCAAUCGGUGUACGCCAAGAGCAACGCGGGCAUCCACAAGGACUCGCUGCCGCGUCCCGGGCCGCUGGUGCCCGCGCAAUCGAUGUACCCGCUCAGGGCGAACCAGCACAGCCACGUCAACAACCAGAACGUCCAGAACCAGCUGCAGCAGCGGACCGAGGGCGCGUACGGCGCACGCGCGGCGCCGGCGCCGCGAUGCGACGGCUACGCGGCGGCGGAGAGGCGCGAGAACUACCGCCCGGCGGACGCCGGCGAGGCCAAAGGCAGGGCGAACCGGCCGGAGUCCGUGUACGGGCUGCUGGGCGGCCAGCGCAGGGGCCAGUCGGACGACAGCAGUUACGGGUCGUACGCGGGGAAUGCGAGUAGCAGGAGCGGCUACGCGCCGGCUACGGCGGGUUUCCACGCGGCGCCGAAGAAGGCGGCGGCCGGCGCGGCCGCCGGGCAUUCGGGCAGGAGUUGCGGCCACGCGGAGGGCAGGUCGAACGCGCCGGCGCCGCCGCCGCCGCCUCAGCCGUUGGUCGGGGCGGGGAGUUACCAUCACCAGCAUUCGCCGAAUCCGGGGUAUUAGGGCGCUGGUGGUGGCGAGGGGUUCUUGUUGACGAGACUGUAGACUCGUAGACUGUAGACUCGUUUUAGCUGCGGUCUGUUCGUUUGAUUUAUGCCGGUUUUGGAUUGAACGUUCAAUGUUUGUGGUCCCUACAAUUGUACCUGCUAUGCGGGUAAACGCCAACUGCUAGAAAUUACUUUGUUAUUUAAUCUACUGACAAAAUGUUGUUCUUAUCUAGGAAAAGCAUUGUGGUUCUCAUAAGAACCUUUGUAGGCCUUUGUAGACUUUACAGUGCAUUUCUUUAAUGUCCCUCCCCUUUUAUUUUUUGAACGGAUCAACUUAGAAAAUUAAAAUUUAGGAUUAUGAAACUAAUGCAUGAUUACUAUAUUUUGGAGUAAAAUUGACAGAUGAAAAUUUCCAGAUGGCGACUGGGCGCCAUCUUGGGAAAUAAAUUUAAAUGGAAAGGGGGGUCUUGUGAUACAUCAUUUUGAAGCUCCUGACAAAUACUCUACAACCCUGAUAUAUAAAGUCAAUAUCCGUACUAAUAAUAUUAUUAAAUGUUCCGCCAUUUUGAAAUGGGUGCAGAUAUUGACUUUAAAUUCCAGGGUUAUAUAGUAUUU